Loxodonta africana (African savanna elephant) is the source of this 3528-nucleotide messenger RNA. RefSeq names its product glutathione S-transferase A2. Gene Ontology annotation, cellular component: extracellular exosome; cytosol. The transcript is spliced from 7 exons. Bases 355 to 1026 code for a protein of 223 amino acids. NCBI's taxonomy places the organism in Eukaryota, Metazoa, Chordata, Mammalia, Proboscidea, Elephantidae. Gene Ontology annotation, molecular function: glutathione transferase activity. Gene Ontology annotation, biological process: glutathione metabolic process. The record is from RefSeq and is a predicted model, not a curated record.
AUACUCAAGUAUAAAAACAGCUUACACACACAAGUGGUGUUGGCACUGAGUUGCUGAGUCCAGUGGAAGCCAGAUUUAAUAAGGCUCAUCUGUUAGCCUCCCAAGAAUGGUCACAUUUUAACCAAUGGAGACAUGAGACUGGUUUGAUGCCAUUUCACAACGUUGGCCACGGAUAUUAGAGAUUUGAGGCCAAGGAAAACCUUCAUAGGACCCCUCCAACCUACUACAGAGAAGCCAGAUACUCUACCCUUCUAUACCAUUGAUCCUGUUCAAACGUACAUCAUAAAGUACAUUUCUGCUUCUGUCGUCUGAUUCAUUCAAUCAGGUUUAGAGAAAGGCAGGAGCUCUGCUAUCAUGGCGGGGAAGCCCAUGCUUCAUUACUUCAAUGGACGAGGCAGAAUGGAAUCUACCCGGUGGCUCUUGGCUGCAGCUGGAGUUGAGUUUGAAGAGAAAUUUUUAGAAUCUCCAGAAGACUUGGAAAAGUUAAUAAAUGAGGGGAGUUUGAUGUUCCAGCAAGUGCCAAUGGUUGAAAUUGAUGGAAUGAAGCUGGUGCAGACCAGAGCCAUUCUCAACUACAUUGCCACCAAAUACAACCUCUAUGGGAAGGACAUAAAGGAGAGAGCCCUGAUUGAUAUGUAUAUAGAAGGUGUGGCAGAUUUGGGUGAGAUGAUCCUUCUUUUGCCAGUUGCACCACCUGGGGAAAAAGAUGCCAAGCUUGCGUUGAUCAAAGAGAAAACAACAAACCGUUAUUUUCCUGCCUUUGAAAAGGUGUUAAAGAGCCACGGACAAGACUAUCUUGUUGGCAACAAGCUGAGCAGGGCUGACAUUCACCUGGUUGAACUUAUCUACUACGUGGAAGAGCUGGACCCCAGCCUUAUUGCCAACUUCCCUCUACUGAAGGCCCUGAAGGCCAGAGUCAGCAGCCUCUCCACGGUGAAGAAGUUCCUGCAGCCUGGCAGCCAGAGGAAGCCUCCCCUAGAUCAGAAAACUUUAGAACAAGCAAAGAAGAUUUUCAAGUUGAAAUAAAGCCAGUAUGAAUGUCAUGCACAUGCAAGAGAAAUCUGAAAUUUUACAGCAAUGAAGUGCUUUCCAAGUUGUUAAAUCUGGCUGUUGUGAGGCUAAUAAACUUUUCCAAAGUAUAUAUGCUCAUUUAAUUAGAAAUCAACUCUGUGCAGAUUUAGGUCCCUGGGUGGCCCAAAUGGUUUGUGCUCAGCUAGUAACCUAAAGGUUGGUGGUUUGAACCCACCCAGUGGCCUUAUCUCAGAAGAAAGGCCUGGUGAUCUGCUUCCAUAGACAUUAAAGACAUUAGAGCCAAGAAAACCCUAUGGAACAGUUCUGCUCUGUAACACAUGGGGUCACCGUGAGCUGGAAUCAAUUCGAUAGUGAUGUCUUUGGUUUUUGGUUUAUGUGAAGGUUUAGUUGCAGUUCAGACUACUUGGUUUUGUUCAAAUAUGAAAUCAUCAUCACCUCCUAGAAUGUCUCUUGCAACUGAAAAUAAAGUGAAAAAAGUUACGCCAACUCUUUAGUCUAUUUCCAAGGAUUACCAUAGAACAGCUGUCAUACCUUAGCAAAAAGAGUUAAAUAGAAGUUUUGCAUCUGACAAUAUCAGUUACGUAAAAAUGGCUUUAUCUUUUUGCAUUUGGCUACUUUUCUGACCAAGGACACACAAUUUUUUUUCUCUUUAGAGAGCCAUUUUCCUCAGGUAAUCAAUUUUUUUUUGUACUCAUUCAUCGAACGAAUGUUUACUUUAUGUCUAUUAUGGACCAUUUAAUGGUCCAAGAGCGAGGAAAAUCAUGACAAACAAGCCAGAUAUAGCCUCUGCUCUCAUGGCAGGUUACUCUAGUGAGAGAAACAAACAAAAAAAAAAGGCAAUUCUAAUCCAAAAUCAUACCUAUCUUGUAUUAGCUUCCUAAGGCUGCCAUAACAAAUUACCACAAACCAGGUGGCCUAAAAGAACAGAAAUAUUUUCUCUCACAGUUCUGGAGGCCAGUAAUCCAAAAUCCAGUUGUCAGCAGGGCGAUAUUUUCCCUGAAGUCCCUGGGGGAGGAUUCUUCCUUGCCUCGCCCUGCCUUGUGGUGGUUGCCAGCUAUCCUUGGCAUUCCUUGGCUUGUAGACACAUCACUUCAAUCUCUGCCUCUGUCAUCACUUGGUGAUCUCUCUGUGCGCAUGUCUGUCCAAAUUUCCCUCUUCUUGUGGGAUACUGGAGUCCCUGAGUGGUGCAAAUGAUUAAUAGGCUCAGCUGCUGACCAAAAGUUUGGCGGUUUGCGUACACCCAGAGAAGCCUCAGAAGUAAGACCUGGCAAUCUACUUCCGAAAAAUCAACCAUUGAAAACCCUAUGGAGUACAGUUCUAUUCUGUCACACAUGGAGUCACCAUGAAUCAGAAUCUACUCAAUGGUAACUGAAUGGGGACACCCGUCAUUGAUCCCAUCUGAACUUGAUGACAUCUGCAAAGAUCCUUUUUCCAAAUAACAUUGCAUUAACAUGUACAAAGGGAGGUGUUGUGGAUUGAAUUGCGUGCCCCCAUAACCCACCCCCGCCAAAUAUGUGUUGGAAUCCUGACCAAUAUACCUGUGGAUGUGAGCCUGAUCGGGAAUAGGGUUUUCUUGGUUAUGUCAUCAGUGUACGCUGUGUCCUAAACCUAAUCACUUCUGAGUUACAAAGAGAGCAGAUUAGACACAGAAGCACGCACAAACGGGGGAAGACAGAUGUUAUCUGAAGACGAUGGAGGAAGACGAAUCUAUAUGCCCAGGAACUCUAAGGAUCACCAAGUACUACAAGCUGAAAUAAAGAACUUCUCCUUAUAGUCACACUCUGAAUUCAGACUUCCAGGCUUCUGAACUGUGAGAAAAUACAUUUCAGCUCUUUAAAGCCACCAACCUGUGGUAUUUCUGUUAUAGCAGCACUCUAUCUAAGCACUAGGACAGAUGGGGAGGGGCCGACAGAGCACACGGAUCAUGUCCUUUCUGUUGACUCAGUGUAAGGCCAUCUCAGCCCAACAAGAUGUUCCAAGAUGUCCUCUCAGGAGGUUCCCAGUUCCCUUUGCGCACUUACUCCCUCUCUUUCCAGCUGGAGACUCCUCAAGGGAUUUAUAAGGAAGAGAAGCCUUGGUUAAACCCCUUUCAACAAUAUACUCUUAUACUGUUACCUUUUGUUAUCGUUGUUGGUUGCCAUCCAGUUGAUUCCAACAGAGGUUUUCACCCUUGUCAGACCUGGCCUUUCCCAGGUUAUAACAUACAUUUUAUAAUGCCUUUUUUAUUAUCCUGUGCACUUCCUUAUAGGAUUUACCUCAUUGUGCAUGGUGCUGGGGGUAUAAGAUCAUAUCACCUGAGCCCUUGACAGGUGCAUAAUCAAGGUAAGGAAAAAGAUAUGCAUAUAAAGAAUUACAAAUCAAUAUAUAAAGCUGAAUAAAGGAGAGUUCCAGCAAGAAGUGAAAAAGAGCACUUAAAAAAGGUGCCUGACAAAGGGACAAAUAUUGUAUGAUUCCAUUUAUAUGAAAUAUCUAGAAUAGGUAAGUAUAUAGAGACCA